Messenger RNA from Anguilla anguilla (European eel), 2027 nucleotides. Its product is annotated as protein NipSnap homolog 3A-like. Bases 139 to 906 code for a protein of 255 amino acids. The record is from RefSeq and is a predicted model, not a curated record. Gene Ontology annotation, cellular component: mitochondrion. The transcript is spliced from 6 exons. Lineage: Eukaryota; Metazoa; Chordata; Actinopteri; Anguilliformes; Anguillidae.
ACAGGCGGUUUGGAGGAUUCCUCGCCCUCCCGGCUUCCGUAGACUGCUUUCGAAUGCACCGCACGUUUUCAUUCACUUGCACCAACCAGAAACUUCUUCACUAUAGCGACAAUACGGUGUUUGUUCGUUCUGUCAAAGAUGACCGCAUUAAGGACAGCUCUCCGAAAAGCAUGCAGUAUCACAGAAAAUUUUCUUCCAAAGUUUAGGAAGAAUUCGAUCGAGGCCCGCGCCUCGAUCUCCACGGGACCGCAGCAGCAGCACGCGACCUUCUACGAGUUCCGCACGUACUGCAUCAAGCCCGAGCAGAACGCGGCCUUCCUGAAGCUGACCAACGAGAAGAUCAACCUGCGAACGGCCCACUCCGAGCUCCUGGGUUACUGGAGUGUGGAGUACGGAGGCCUCAACCAGGUGUUCCACAUCUGGAAGUACGAUAGCUACGCCCAGCGGGCAGGUGUGCGGGCAGCCCUGGCGAAGGACCCCCAGUGGAUGGAGCAGUACAUCUCUAAGGCCAUGCCCAUGCUGACCUCACAGGACAACGAGGUCACCUACCUGGUGCCCUGGUGCGGGCUUCAGACGCCCCCCACGGAAGGGGGGGCGUACGAGCUGGCCACCUUCCAGAUGAAGCCGGGGGGGCCGGCGGUUUGGGGGGAGGCCUUCCAGGCGGCCGUCAGCACCCACUCCAGGCCGGGGUACUCCCACCUGGUGGGGGUCUUCCACAGCGAGUUCGGACGCCUGAACAGAGUGCACGCGCUCUGGUGGUAUGAGACUCCUGACCAGAGGGCAGCCAGUCGGCACAGGGCUCACGGUGAUGCCAGGGUGGUGGCUGCAGUGAGGGAGAGCGUCACGUACCUGGAGUCGCAGAGCAACAAGCUCCUGUUCCCCACCCCCUUCUCCCCCCUCAAGUAACCGACCCCCCACCUCCACCCCCCACGGGACGGUAACCGACCCCCCAUCCCGAAUCACGCUGAGACACCCAUCUGAAGAAAGCUCGGACUUUUUUGCCCAGCGUUUGGUCUUGUGUCAUAUCUCUCCGUAAAACCGCGCACGCGAAAUGAGGAUUUGGCUCUGCAGUCCUCCAGGACUACAGCAAGAUGAAUUCCUUUUUGUCAUUUUUUUUUUUUUGAAAAACUAAUCAGCGACUGAAGGGACCAGCGAAAUGGAAGCCACCUGUAUAAUCACCUCUUUUACUGCUUAAGGUGCAGAACAGCCUUCCGCACUGCGUCUUCAGUGCACCACUGAUGUAGAAUUUUUAUAAAAAUAAUCACACAAAUAAUUAUUUUUGUAAUAAGUAUUUAGAAUGUGACCUUUAUAAAUUAUGUAAAUUACUAUGGUUUGGACCCUAGACUACGUCAUUAAACGACUACACAGACGACACCCUCGUUGGUCUUAACCCCCCAGGAGUAGUGUUGUGUCCUUGCCUUACCGCCGAGUUAGUUUACAAUUUUGGUGAAAAUAAUACAGAUGUUUCUUCUAAAAUUGUGAGUAAUCUGUGUAAUAAGGGACUCCUGCAUGACCAGUACUGUGGAAAGUAUUGUUUACUGAUGUCCCAGCAUGCACUGGGUCAUGCCGUAAGGAAUUUUGGUUGAGCUAAUCUGCCUCAGCAUGCCUGGAAGUUGACCUGAACUGGGAAAGAUUUGCUGGAGACGCGAAUUAAUCGAAGUGGCUGAUGGUCAACCAGACCCACAUGGGAGGCUGACACACGCUGACACACAGUGGCCUUGUGGGUAAUGUAGUCAGCGUAAGUGUGCAUUAAUGUUGAUAUGGGAUGGACCUGCCUGAGGUAUGGAAGCACAGACAGACUUGUUUUGACAGUCCAUCAGAAGGGAACAGACAUGCAUACUGAGGUAACAGUGACCGUUUGGUUACCUGUCACCUUAUUGGGCAGGUAAUUCAUUAUUCUGGGAAAGGGGUGUAAAGCUGGAGAUUGAACAGAGCAUUGUAACUGACCUGCCUUGCUUUUACCCAAUAUGUCCCAUACUGUAGAAGAGACUAUUGCUGCUUUGUUAAUAAAUAGCUUUUGAUCUGAA